AUGGCAGAAUUAAAUGUUAAAAGCAGAAUUGAAAGAGCAAAGAGUAAUAACGUGGGACAGGGAAAUCUCUGUAGGAAUUGUCAUAUGCGACUUCGUCAUACUGCGCGAAAUUGUGAAUUUGACAAGUGCCCUUCUGUUUUUCAGUGCGGAGAAGAUAAGUUGCACACGGGCGAAGUUAAUUUAAAACAAAUGACGCAAAACGUAAAAAAGCUAAAAACUGAAAAAGAAAAACUAAUCGAGGAGCUGGAAAACAAAAAAUCAGCCGCUGAAAAUUUAAAGGACAAUAUCCUAAAUAAAUUAGAGGACUCGUUACUCAAUGCAGAUCCAGUGUCAUAUAAUAUAGGGGGGGUUAAAAACUGGAGUCUACUUAGGAAACAUGUUUUCGUUCUGCGAAAGUACUGUCAAACUACACUGCAUGGCCGAAUUCCGCCAAAGCAUGAGAUUUUGACUUGUCUCGAAGCUGCCCUAACAUCUAAAGAUUGCACAGGGAUAGAUAUAUCUCUCAAACAAAGUAAGAAAAAACGUGAAAACCCGGCCAGACCCACGUUAGAAAGGUAUGGAAUACAAUUUCCAACUCGUCACAGGGAAUCUCACGACUCUGAACUUGAAGAUUCUGAUGAAGAAACAUACCUCGCAACAUACGACCGUGUUAGAUCGUGUAGUCCUGAUUUAAAAAGCAACCGUGCGAGAUCGUGCAAUCAAUCUUGGAUUGAUCGAAUUAAGCCUACGAAUGAGCAAGAGGAGAAUGAGCAACUUAGACUUGCUUUGUCUGCUAGUUACGCGGAAAAUGAGUGUCAACAUGAACGCGGUCAGUAUGGCAUUGAGUCAACCUACUACAGUCGCUCAACAUUACCUCGUUCAAAACCAUCUUCUAGUUGCAACUCAACAGCAUCUAGUUCUGCUGGUACUGUGCAGGAAUCAGUCAAUAUUAACGAAGUCACUUGCACUGUAAACGAUGCAGCAGCUGCCCUACUUUCAUUGCGAAAUUUGGAUAGUGAUACCACUUGA
Molecule: messenger RNA, 1008 nt
Organism: Paramuricea clavata
Lineage: Eukaryota; Metazoa; Cnidaria; Anthozoa; Malacalcyonacea; Plexauridae
Source: the annotation of a GenBank genome assembly